Molecule: messenger RNA, 1929 nt
Organism: Anas platyrhynchos (mallard)
Lineage: Eukaryota; Metazoa; Chordata; Aves; Anseriformes; Anatidae
Gene: STPG1
Product: sperm tail PG-rich repeat containing 1
Biological process (GO): epigenetic programing of male pronucleus
Cellular component (GO): germinal vesicle; male pronucleus; female pronucleus
Molecular function (GO): histone binding; chromatin binding
Source: RefSeq, a predicted model, not a curated record
GGGGCCGGGGGCGCCAUGGGCGGGGCUCGAGGUUUCCAGAUUUCCUCCAGUCCUUAUAAGCACCAUGGUAAAGUAAUCUCAGACUCAGAAAAAAAUGGAUUUAAUUCUCAAUCAAAGCGAUUUCAGUAUAACCAGAGUGAAAAUCCAGGCCCAGGAUUCUAUAAUGUCACUCAUCAGUCUCCAGAGAUCAACAGCCCUUCGUUGUCAAAGAAAGGAACUGGAUACUUUCCUUCCCUGGUUCCACGCACUGCACACAAGAAAAUCUCCAGCUUUCCAGCUGCGAAUGCCUAUAACAUCCUAUCACAUUUUCAGUCCAGACGAGACUUUAGCAUGGGAAACUCCAGUGUGUUUCAACAACCUAUUUCUAGGAAGACUGAGAAAAUCCCUACUCCAGCCCCCAAUCAAUACCAUACAUCUACAGAUUUCUGCAAGCAAAGCAACAAUGUUUCUGCCCAUGCAGUGUUUGUGUCGCGAACCACAAGAGGAUUAAAUUUGGAAAAAAUUGGAAAAUGGCCUUCUCCAUGUCACUACAACAUCAAUGAUUCCCUCACCAAGGUGUCUCCCAAGGGUAUAACAUCUUGCUUCAAGUCAAAGACCUCCCACCUGACAAGGACAGACAGAAUUACUGCAGAGCCCACAAUCUAUCAGCCAUAUAAACCCACCAGGGAAACAAAGAAAACUCCUUUCAAACAGAAAUUCUGCUUGACACUCUGUGCUCCAGCAAUCCCACCUUGUAAAGAUCCACCUUUUCCUGGACCUGGGCAGUACAACCUCGUGGAUUACGGAGGAUCUCUAAAGCAGAAUUGCUCAAGUGCUGUGUUUGUCUCAAACACGGAGCGAUGGAUGGGGGGUGGAUCACAGGAAGGGUUCCCCGGACCAGGAAGGAAACAAAGCACAGAAAUUGGAGAGCCCACCUUCAAAGGCAUGUAGACACUUGAAGACACACGCCAUUUCUGAAAGGCACUUUACUCAGUAGCACGUGUCACAUAGGAUCUUUUGGAUAUUGUGACCGUAGGUUUAUGAUGACCACCAAGCAGCUAAAUCCUUUUUAGAUCAGAGCAUAGUGUCCCCUGCUACCUUUCACUGGUCUAGUAUUGAAAAUCUGGGCUAAAUUGAUCUCUGUUGCACAAUAGCAACGUGGACAAAGCAGGACUGGAGUCCUGACUACCAGCGCUAUAACCAACUUGCUGUUCCAUAUUUUACAAUAUUAUUUUUUAAAGGCAAGAUAGAAAAAUUCACGUUUUCAAAGUAAAGGCCAUUAAAAUAUCACCAGCUUGUCUGUCAGUGUAUUUGACAAACAGGUUCUGUGACUUACAGUGCGUGUGUAAAACUACCACAUAAUCUCAUAAUUCUGGCUGUUGGUGCAACACACAUUUCACCUGCAACACUUUUCUGUUCAACUGGGAGAGAAGAGCACUUGGAACAGGAGAACAGGAAAGAAACAACAUCCUCUUAAGAUAGAGAAAGCCUCCAUGCCCCAGCUAGAGAGUAACGUUAUGCAGCACCUCAGCACAGUGUCUUUAGUUUUAUAACCCUCCGGCUGUUCUGUCCUCAGAAGGAUUUGCCAGAAUUUUCCUGAUCUAAACUUGAGUAAAACAAGAAACGAAACAUGCCCAGUAGCUUGUAAUCAGGAAACAUAUGGUGAAGGGGUAGGAGGGACACACUGCCAUUGAGGAAUGGGUUAAACACGCCAGGCUGACAUCCAGCAACAUGCAUGGGCACAAUUACCACCAGUCUGUCCAGCCAGGACUGGUGGGCCCUGCCUCACCCCUGCCAGCAGUGCUUGCAGUGGGAGCUGUUCCUCAAUGGCAAAGGGACAGCUUGCACCAGGAAGCAUGCCCGAAUUUUGACCCUCUGCCAUUAGCGAUGAUAAAGGAGGCAGAUACAGGGACGAAUCCUGCUGCAGUCUCCUUGUGCAGAGCAGUUCUU